GAUUGCUCUGGGAUAUUGCAUAUUGGUCUUGUUGAGUGCCAAAUCCAAAGGAUGCGUUACUUUUGUUAUUAAUUUGUUUGUUAAUAAUUUCUGCCGUGAAUACUAAAAGUUACUAUCGAUUUUAUAAUAACCUACUCCUCAUAACUCAUGGGUCGUUCUCAUUCUAAACGUAGUUCGUCAAGUGCACUUAGUGAAAAGCAAAAAAGUCAUCAUACCAAACAGCGCAAUAGUCGUUCACAUCAUAGAAAAACCAAAAGAAAAUCAAAUAGUCGAAAUACAUCAAAAGACUGUCAAAAAGCUAAAUUACUUCAUCUUACUAAAGCAGUAUGUACUAUGGUUGAUUCAGAUAAAAAGCGUAACCGUUCAGAAAAGCAUAAAAACAAACUGCCUUCAUGUGGUUGUCCAUAUGAUUGUGAAAAUGAAAUUCAAGCCUUACGUAAAAAUGUUGAAAAUCUACGUUCUGGUCUAAGUCAUAGUUAUAAAGAUAGACCAAUUUUUCAAUUGGAACAUUUUAUUGAUGAUCAUUAUCAAUUAUUAUCAGAAGCUUGGCUUUCAAUUGGACCAUCAAAACUUCGUGAUCUAGUCUCAGCUAGCCUGUUGUCAAUCUGUGCUAGACGAGAGCGUAGAGAUGCAAAACACUCAUCGAAUAAAAAUCCAAGAGUUUCAUGUAUUGUACAACCUUUUGUAUCAUUUGAUGGAAGUGAUUACCAGUUGGGUGUUUCAGAAUUAUGGCAUAGAUGUAUUCGUGAAUUAGAUGAUCUUUCAGUGGAACAAGUCAGAACUAUACUGAAUGGAACAGGUAAUCUUGAUCCAACUGAAUUAGUCCACAACAGCAGCAGUAAUAAAUGUGGCGUGAUCAUCUCUGAAAAAGAUCAAAACUCUCAAGCUUCCAUAGAAGAUAAAGUAGAUGAGAAAGUAUCUGACAAACAAAUUCAUGAUGCUGAUUCAACGACGGCAUUAUGUUCAGUUCUUGAAAGUAGUCUUGAAGUACAAAAGUGUACUACAACUGUUAAUGAUGCUACUGUUAUUGACUGUGAUCGACUACCAAAGAAUCUUCUAGAGUCAUCUACAAACUCUUGGCAAUCAGUAGAAGAUUGUCAAGACGAAGAAAAACCUUCAACAGAAGAAGCUGGUAUUUCGAAUUCAAAUAAUAGUAGUAAUAAUAAUAUAGUGGAUUUAGUUCAUCAAGAAAUUACUGAAUUGGAAAUGCGAGCUCGUGCUAUCCGUGCAAUGCUUAAAAAGAAAUCUGUCCAGUUGAAGUGAUCGAUGUAAAAAUUCCCUUCCCGCUUGACUUCGUUGCCUCAAUGUUUCCUCCCCUCCCUUUUUGGCAUUUGCUCAAUUCAACUCAAUCCAGCUGUGCUCAGCACUAUUCAUCAACAAUUUGGGUUGCUGUGCAUCUGUCAAUUUAUUAUUGUAUGACUUAUUGUACAGUUAGUAGUUAGUUAGUUUGAAUGAAUGUUUUGAACUAUAUGUGCAUAUGUUUAUCUGUCGUAUUCCUUUAUGACCUCUAUUCGAAGUCCUUUACUUCGGGGUGCUUUCUUCUAGCUUCUCCAAGAAUAAUGUUACAGACAAGAUUGCAUAAUAAAUUUUCAGUUGUACUUCUCAAAUUUCUUGUUGUGAUAUGAUGAGUGUUCAUGUGCAUGUACCACAACUAUUUAAUAAAAAAAUAGUC
This is a messenger RNA of Trichobilharzia szidati, 1672 nucleotides long. Lineage: Eukaryota; Metazoa; Platyhelminthes; Trematoda; Strigeidida; Schistosomatidae. The record is from the annotation of a GenBank genome assembly.